AUGAAAACCAAACUACUUUUUUCGUUAUUAACCGCUGGUGCCGCGACUGCCGCCCAUGUUCAGGGUGUUCUAAAUGAUUUUGCUUCGCUUGUCGAUUCUGUGGAAAAAUUCGGGCUACCGGCGCAGGCGGCCUCGUUGAUACCGGAGAAUAUGAGACAAUUAUGGAAGGAUCUUCCUAGCUGGCUUCCAGAUGGCCAGCCUAAGUUGCAGUUCUUUUCAGAGCCUAAAGCUAAGGUCAGAAAGCAUGACAAGUGGGACUUCCGCGAAUCUUCAGAAAAAUUAGGUAACUAUCUAUUGAGAGGUAAAAAAAUUACGAAUCCAGCUGUUUUGGGGGUUGAUUCAAAAGUAAAACAAUAUUCGGGAUACUUGGAUGUUGAGGAACAAGACAAGCACUUUUUCUUCUGGUUUUUUGAGUCUAGAAACGAUCCAAAGACAGACCCAGUUAUUCUAUGGUUGAAUGGUGGACCUGGUUGCUCAUCGUUGACAGGCUUGUUCUUCGAAUUGGGUCCAUCCUCUGUCGAUUCUAACCUCAAGCUAGUCAAAAACCCAUACUCAUGGAACAACAACGCUUCCGUGAUCUUUUUGGACCAGCCUGUUAACGUUGGUUACUCCUACUCCACUUCUGGUGUUUCUAGCACCCGUGCUGCCGGUAAGGAUGUAUAUGCCUUCUUGCAGUUGUUCUUUGAAAAGUUCCCAGAGUACCAAAGCGGUCAAAAGUUCCACAUUGCAGGUGAAUCUUAUGCUGGUCAUUACAUUCCUGUAUUUGCGUCCGAAAUUCUAUCUCACCCAGAAAGUGAACGUUCUUUUAACUUAAGCUCCGUUAUGAUUGGAAAUGGCCUAACUGAUCCUUUAACACAAUAUAGCUAUUACGAGCCAAUGGCGUGUGGAAGAGGUGGCGCACCUUCAGUUUUGAGCGAGGACCAAUGUAAGUCCAUGAAUGAUACUUUACCACGUUGUUUAACUUUGAUUCAGUCUUGUUAUACUACAAGGAGUGUCUGGACAUGUGUUCCCGCCUCUAUCUACUGUAACGGUGCUCAGUUAGUUCCAUUCCAAAGAACGGGUACAAACGUUUACGAUGUUAGAAAGGAAUGUCAUGGCCAACUUUGUUAUGAUGACUUACAAUACAUGAGUGAUUACUUGAACAUGCCUGAGGUAAUGGAAGCUGUUGGUGCCGAAGUUGAUUACUUUGAGGGUUGUAACACAGAUAUCAACAGGAACUUUUUGUUAGCCGGUGAUUGGAUGAAGCCAUACCAUGAAUACGUCACUGCAUUGUUGGACGAGGGCUUGCCAGUCCUUUUGUACGCUGGUGACAAGGACUUUAUCUGCAACUGGUUGGGUAAUCACGCGUGGUCGGACGCGUUGCCAUGGAGGUACACUGCAGAAUAUGCCUCUCAGCCAUUACAGGACUGGUCUCCUGAUGGUGAGAAGGCCGGAGAGGUCAAGAACUACAAGCACUUCACUUUCUUGAGAAUUUACGAUGGAGGCCAUAUGGUUCCAUACGACCAACCUAGGCACUCUUUAUCCAUGUUAAAUGCUUGGUUGAGCGGUGAUUAUGCUUUGAAGUCUUGA
This is a messenger RNA of Eremothecium sinecaudum, 1569 nucleotides long. It is a transcript of the gene PRC1, whose product is annotated as carboxypeptidase C PRC1. The transcript has a single exon. The record is from RefSeq and is a predicted model, not a curated record. Lineage: Eukaryota; Fungi; Ascomycota; Saccharomycetes; Saccharomycetales; Saccharomycetaceae. Bases 1 to 1569 code for a protein of 522 amino acids. Gene Ontology annotation, cellular component: fungal-type vacuole. Gene Ontology annotation, biological process: proteolysis. Gene Ontology annotation, molecular function: serine-type carboxypeptidase activity.